Echinops telfairi (small Madagascar hedgehog) is the source of this 936-nucleotide messenger RNA. RefSeq names its product olfactory receptor 52E1-like. Gene Ontology annotation, cellular component: membrane. Gene Ontology annotation, molecular function: olfactory receptor activity; G protein-coupled receptor activity. Lineage: Eukaryota; Metazoa; Chordata; Mammalia; Afrosoricida; Tenrecidae. The record is from RefSeq and is a predicted model, not a curated record. Gene Ontology annotation, biological process: G protein-coupled receptor signaling pathway.
AUGAUGGCUUCAUUCAAUUAUACUCUAUUUCAUCCAUAUUCGUUUCUCCUUGUGGGAAUUCCUGGACUGGAAAAUGUACAUAUAUGGCUUGGUUUCCCUUUCUGUGCUGUGUAUUUGACAGCUGUCCUUGGAAAUAUUUGCAUACUUUUUGUAAUUCAGACUGAUAGUAGCCUCCAUCAGCCCAUGUUCUACUUCUUGGCCAUUCUGUCAUCAAUUGAUCUGGGACUAUCCACAUCAACCAUCCCUAAGAUGCUUGGAAUCUUCUGGCUCAACCUAAGAGGAAUCUCCUUUGAGGGCUGUCUCAUCCAGAUGUUUUUCAUUCACCUAUGCACUGGCAUGGAGUCAUCUGUACUUGUGGCCAUGGCCUAUGAUCGUUAUGUGGCCAUCUGUAACCCUCUUCAUUACACAUUAGUGCUGACAAACAAGGUGGUAUUCAUCAUUGCGUUAAUCAUUCUACUAAGACCUUUAUCGUUCGCCAUACCUUUUGUUCUGCUUAUCCUACGGUUGCCAUUUUGUGGACAUCAAAUUAUCCUUCAUACUUAUUGUGAGCAUAUGGGCAUUGCCCGCCUAUCCUGUGCAAAUAAGGUCAACAUCAUCUAUGGCUUAUGUGCCAUUUCCAUCCUGGUAUUUGACAUCAUAGCCAUUAUCCUCUCCUAUGUCCUGAUCCUUCGUGCUGUCUUUCGACUCCCUUCCCAUGAUGCUCGGAUCAAAGCUCUCAGCACCUGUGGCUCUCAUGUAUGUGUCAUGUUGGCUUUCUACACACCAGCCUUUUUCUCAUUCAUGACCCAUCGGUUUGGCCACAAUGUGCCACGUUACAUUCAUAUCCUUCUUGCCAAUUUAUAUAUGGUUAUUCCACCUGCUCUCAACCCUGUAAUUUAUGGUGUCAGAACUAAACAGAUUAGAGAAUGGGUGCUGAAAAUAUUUUCCAAGAAAUGA